Molecule: messenger RNA, 3508 nt
Organism: Galendromus occidentalis (western predatory mite)
Lineage: Eukaryota; Metazoa; Arthropoda; Arachnida; Mesostigmata; Phytoseiidae
Product: phosphatidylinositol phosphatase PTPRQ
Exons: 16
Coding region: 101-3454 (1117 amino acids)
Molecular function (GO): protein binding
Source: RefSeq, a predicted model, not a curated record
CCACACAUCGGGUAGAUUUGUGCUUAUCCACGGGGCGUUCAGUGAUAAAGGCAGCGUAAAGCAGUGAUCGCGUAGCCGACUUCCUUCAUUCGCGGCGGAGAUGGCGCUCACGAAAUGCAUCGCGCUGCUCGCCCUCUUCUGUGGAGCGGUUUCAGCAUCUUGGGGUCCUUCCAAUUUGGUGGCCGAAGUUGAUGACAGCGAAGGCGAUUUCGUCAACUUCAACGUGCAAUGGAAAGCCGGAGAUUGUCCGACUGCGAAAUUCCACUUGUACACCCAGACGCCCAAUGGACCUCGUAUCGAAGAAACGUCCACGAGAGAGUCUCAAUUCACGAUCGAGAAAAAGGAAUUCUGGACCAAUUACACGAUUAUUCUCGAGACUUCUUGGUGUAUUUUUGGCGAGAAUAGAUUGCAAAUCGAGAAAAGCAUUGGACCUGGGAAUCCCCAUCCAGUGAAAAAUGUGGAAACCGUGUCCUCCGCCGUCGAUGCCAACAUUACGAUCGAAGAGGCCUUCAUGCCGAAAAUCGUCGAUAUGUACAAUAUCACAUUGUGCUGGAGCGAGAGCUGUAAGACGAUGGUUCACGUCAGGAACCAGCAUAAGGCUACGACUUUCACCAUGGACUUGCAUGAACUGCUUCCCAGUACUCGAUACGAUCUGAGCAUAGUGCCAGCGAUCGCCUUCCAGGGCGAAACUUACCGCGGUCGAGCGUACGAGGCAGAGUUCGUCACUGCAGACGUUGAGCUCCCGAUUCCUAGCGGCUUCGAAGCCACUUUCCCUUGGCACGGGGAGCAGCGACUAGUCAAGCUCACAUGGAAGCUUAGUGAAGCCUCUUACGAUCUGGCAUUCUACAACGUGACCGUGACCUGCGAAUCGGACGCCGCCUUCGUAGAGUCUAUCGACGUCACGGAACCCGAGGUCACUUUCACAGACUUGCCGUUUUCCAAAAACCUGACAGUACACAUCACGCCGGUCUUCAAUAUCAGUCAUCAUUUGAUGUGCAGGACGCCUGGAGUUUUCCGAUUCGAGACACCGCACACAGUCCCUGUGCCGAUCAAGUUCGCCUCCGUCGGUCUUGACGCGAAUACGCUCUACGCUCAAUGGGAUACUUCUGUGAAGGUUCUAUCGCCUGCACUACUCUUCGUGAUCGAGUACAGCAGCUCAGAAAAUGACUCCAAGACAGUCAACUCUAGCGAGAGGAAAACCAUUCUUCGGGGUCUCGAGCCUAACACAACGUACGAAGUGUUGUUGAGCGUUCUCCCCGCCAACACGAGCUCUUCGUUCAACUUCACCACGUUGGACAAAGACUACGCCGCUCCCGUCAACGUCAUCGCCGAUCUGUUGAGCGAGGGUUCAGACACAGCGUCCUACGACUUGAAAUGGAAUUCAGACGCCGCGCCGAGAAAUGCAACCUUCUACCGGAUCAUCUCCUGCAAACGAGACACCGGUGUUUGUACGCAAAAUGAAACCGAAGACGCUCAUGAGGUCAUUCCGCUUGAAUAUUUCGCAGACUACGACCUCAGAGUAGACGCCAUAUACGAAUUGGAUCUGAACCAGACCCAGGUCAGGAGCGGCGAGAAAACCAACCUGACGACUCCGGGAACUUCCCCGUCAGCGGUCACCAACAUCCAGGUUCAAAACGUGAGCACCACCACUGCUGUCCUAACAUGGUCUCCGCCCGCUAAUCUGCCGGUGAAACUCUCUAGGACCUACCAGAUCACUGAUGCUCCGAACAAUGUUAUCGCAUCUACCGAGGAAGAACGCAUCGAGCUGACGAAACUCGGACCGUACAGCUUAUACAACAUCACCAUCCAGACCACCGUUUCAUACAAUGGAUCGAAAUUCGACGGAAGCGCAGAGAGCGAGUUGUUCUACACAGAUUCAGCAGCUCCAGGACCCCCGGAAAGCGUCACCGCGGAACAACAUGUCCGUACGAAUACCUUCAAGGUUUCUUGGACUGUGCCCAAAGUAAAAAACGGGAAACUCGAUUACUACGAAGUCGAGACCAAGGAUUCGGAGGACAACAUCGUCUCGAGCAUAACCGGACUCGUUGGGACGAGAGGAAUCACCGUUAGGCUGCCCUCGGUUCACGGCGAUGCAAACUUCACCGUCAGCGUCCGAGCGGUCAACAUCAACUUGAAAGGCCAGCCUCUACCGGGACCAGCGAAGAGCUCCGCGCUACUCUUCAAAGGCAUCGGUGCUCCGAGUGCUGAGGUUAUCAAACGAUUGAGCAGCUCGCUGCUUCUCGAGAUGACUCCAUCGAAUGAUACCGAAGACACCACCGGUCUGUACUACAUCGCGGCGAAUGCUCAAGGAGAUACUUUCAGGAGUACCUCGAAGCGAGUCGAGGUGAAGAAUCUCAGAUCCUACACACCCGAAACAAUCGCGUUUGCGGCCUGUUUUCUUCCGACAUUCUGCUCGGAGUCUGUCGCCCUCACAAGUGUCACCAACGUUGCUGGUCCUUCGGCCGUAAACGACCUGACCUCCGACUAUGCGAAUCUGACCAAUCCAGUCUUCAAGUGGGCUCCCCCCACGACUGCUAAUGGACCUCUGGACGGCUACGUGUUCACUCUCAGGGACUUGACCAAUAAAUCGGUCAACUUCGAGAAGGUUCUGCCGUUCCAGCAGCUGUCCUUCACUUACGAGUCGGACCUCGAAUUCGAAAAAUACAAUUUCUCCGUGAGCGCCUUCAACUACGACUUGGACGACCCGAAAGUGCGAGUAUCCGGAGAGCUGUCGAGCAUUCUUGUCAAGACAGCUGGGAGACAUCCCCCGAAACCGGAAAACGUUCAGGAGCUCAACAAGACCUCAACAUCGGCGUUCUUGCAGUGGGAGAAGCCGGACUACCCGGGAUUCAAAGUCGCUUACUACCACAUUGAAGUACCCGCUCUGAAAUAUCAAGAGAUCACGAAUAAGACAAGCUUCGUUCUUGAGGGCCUAAAACCGUAUACGAACACCACAGUUCUCACCCGGGGUUGUACUUCGGACAAAGUCGAUAGCUGCGGAUUGCCCGGAGCGUUCGAAGUGGCCACUCGUGUCGACACACCUUCGGAACCUCUUUCAGUCACUGUCUCGGACGUGACUCAAUCCGAAUUUUCAGUCUCGUGGAAAGCACCGAACACUCCGAAUGGACCGAUUGACGGUUACAAGGUCGCCAUAUCGCAGUCCGGAGCCGGCAAUCUGACGUGGAUUACGGUCGAGGAGAAACAAGUCAAGCAUAAGUUCUCAAACUUGACUUCAGCCAGCGCCUACACUGUCCACGUACUCGCGUACAACAUCGAUGAGGAUACCCAUGAGGAGUACGACUCGAAACCCGCCUCAGCCAGCUUCGAAACUGUCGGUUCCGGAAGUGCGGUGUGGUGGAUUGUGGCCUUGGUUCUUGUUCUGAUCGCGGUUGGAGUUGGUGUUGGAAUUUUACUGUACAGACGCAGAACGCUCCGAAACGAAGACAUGGGCUGAUCUGCUCAGACCCAGAUAAUUUAUUCCAUCAAUAAAUAUCGAGAAGAAAAAUAA